AUGAAAGGGCGCCAGUAUUUNUUAUCUUCUAAUUUUUGGUUUCCAUCCAGACAAUUAACUUUUUUGUUCGAUUUCAGUUCCGACUUUAAACCGACCAUCGCCUUUUGGUUGUUUCAAACAAUAACAGGUAUAACCGGCAUUCUUUUGUUCGCUAUUGUAUGUAUAAUGUUUGUUUUCUCGCAUCCUUACAUCAGGCAAAAAGCAUAUUCUUAUUUUUGGUCAACCCACAGUCUGUACAUUAUUUUCUUCGUCCUAUGUUUAAUUCACGGAUUGGCGAGGAUCACUGGCUCGCCACGUUUUUGGAUGUUUGUAAUUGGACCGGCGAUAAUCUUCACUAUUGAUAAAAUCGUAAGUUUGUAUACAAAAUACAUGGAAUUGGACAUCUUAGAGACAGAACUGCUGCCUUCAGAUGUAACCAGAUUAAAGUUCGCAAGACCACCCAACUUUCGUUAUUUAUCGGGUCAGUGGGUGAGGCUUUGCUGUACUUCUUUCAGUCCGAAUGAAUAUCAUUCCUUAACUUUGACUUCUGCUCCACACGAAAAUUAUUUGUCCGUCCACGUAAAAGCUCAAGGACCUUGGACUUGGAAGCUUAGGAAUUAUCUAGAUCCCAGCAAUUUAAGCGAUGCGCCUCUUCCAAAGCUACGUUUGGAAGGUCCUUACGGAGGAGGCAACCAAGACUGGUACAAAUUCGAAGUUGCGAUAAUGAUCGGUGGAGGAAUUGGAGUGACUCCAUACGCUUCCAUAUUAAACGAUUUAGUUUUCGGUACCUCGACUAAUAAAUAUUCAGGCGUGGCUUGUAAAAAGGAUUGA
Messenger RNA from Centruroides sculpturatus (bark scorpion), 810 nucleotides. RefSeq names its product dual oxidase-like. Gene Ontology annotation, molecular function: superoxide-generating NAD(P)H oxidase activity. Gene Ontology annotation, cellular component: plasma membrane; NADPH oxidase complex. Lineage: Eukaryota; Metazoa; Arthropoda; Arachnida; Scorpiones; Buthidae. The transcript is spliced from 6 exons. The record is from RefSeq and is a predicted model, not a curated record. Gene Ontology annotation, biological process: superoxide anion generation; defense response. The coding region runs from base 1 to 810 and encodes 269 amino acids.